CUGGCAGUGAUGCCAAAUGUUAAAUUGUGACCUUGUAAUCUCCAUUCUGGUAUUACUGUUCCAAGAUGUAAAAAAUACAUCUGUCAAUAGCAGAAUAAUGUUAUAUGACUGUCAAUAGUUUAUCAUAAUUCCCGAAAAAAUUUACGAGAUAAUUCAAAAAUUAUCUAAAGUUAUUAGAAUCUUUAUAUUAAAAUUAAAAAUUUUUUAACCUUGAAGGUUAAGUCGACCAUCGUUGAUUAAUUUUGACAUUUCUUAUAUAGACGUUUCAUUGAAAAGAAAGUAUUGGUAAUUUAUCGUAAGAAAAUUUGUUUGCUUUUUUGAAACAUUGCUUCAAAAUUGCAAUUAUUAUUAUUAUUAUUGUUUAUUAUCUUCAAGAACAAUCCUCUUAAAACGUGGCAGUCUGUAUGAUCAACUGCAUAAAGAUAUGGAUACAACAAUUUGUAGUUAAAUAUUGAUCUGUAAUUAAAUAAAGAUUAUGGACAAUCUAUCGGAUUUAUUUCGAGGAGAAUUAGAUUCCGUUACUUCGAUGGACUCUCUCCAAUUAACCACCGAUGAAUUUCAUUUCCGACACCUAUCUACGCCCGAUGUCUCAAAUAUUGAACUGUCUAAACGAGUGGCUCUAUUGGAACUCGAGAACGAACGGCUGCGCAUCGAUUUGGAAAAUGUGCGAAUCGAUCUCCAUGCUCGAAUCGCUGCAAAUCAGGGUCUCAAGGGCAAGAUAGCCGAAUUAUUUGUCGAGAUGCAAACAAUAUUGCGGGACAAGCAGAAGCUACAGAACACGUUGACCGACACCAGUAGUCGUCUUUCCGCGGCGGAGGCUUCUGCGAAAUGGUACCAAUCGCAAGUUCAUAUUCUAAUGGCUGGCAAGAAGAGUUUGCAGGUGGAAAUAGACACGUAUCAGAUCAUAUUGAAGCAACGGCAGCAGGCAAUAGCGGAUUUAAAUGCCAGCUACAAGAAACUGAGCAUUGAAUACACUGAACUCGUACAGCAAUAUCAAAAGGAGAAGCAGGAGAUGCAAAGCGCAAUGAAGGAUCUGCAAUUGCGCAUCCAGUCUAUCGACACAAUACAGGAUACAUCAGAUGGAAAUUCGACAAAUAGUCCAAUAGACAUAUCUAUGGUAUUGGAAGCAACUGAAGAAGAGUUACGAAAUACCAGAAUUGAGCUGAAGACACUGGAGCAAUGCCUGCUGGACAACGAGAUGGUGAGGAUGUCCAUGGAGAAUACAUUGAGCAAGCAACGAGUCCUUAUUGCAUCUAUGGAAGAAAACAUACAGAAAUGCGAGAUGAAGAAGAACGAAACCGCCGAUCUAUUGCGAAAAACGCAGUUCGAAAUACAGAAGCUGAGGUCUGAAAACGAGACGUUGCAAACUUCCUUAUUGGCAUCCAAACAAGAACAGAGUCAGGUGAAGGAUGCAAUAUCUCAUUUAAGAAUACAGUUGACUAAAAUGAUAGCACAAUACAAAUUAUUGAGAUCCAAGAAUGCAGAAUCUGAAGAAAAGUUGAGUAAUAUGCAGGAUCUCGUGAAUGAGAAUAAACGUUUGAGGACCUUAUCACAUAAAACAAACAGUGCUCUGUUAAAAAAACUCAGAGAAGAGAAGACUAAGAUAAAAACUAUAGAGCAAAAAUUGCACUGCAAGCAAAUGAAUGAUCAACUUAACAAUAUGAGAAACAAAACUGAACAUUCUUUGCGUGAAUGUCUGAAACAAGUUCUAUCACGCAACAAGGAUUUACAGGAACAAUUGAAAUCUGUGACUAGAAUAACCGACGAAAGUAUCGAUGAAGGGUAUGGCGAUAGUAACAGUAUUAGCACCUCUUCACUUUCGCUGGACAUUCCAUCGUUGUCUUUCAUGAACUCGAUGUUAUUGAACAACGCUGUCGACGUUCUCACGCGAAGCAAAGAUUUUGCUUUGCCGAUGCAAGAAAAGUUGAGCGCACUUCAAUCGAAAAUGGAGAUAUUUCGAAAUCAAUGCCAUGCGUUAAGUCAACGAAAGAAUCUUCAUUCUAAUAUCGACAAUGUGAUUUCUCCGAGAGUUUCCACAUAGUUCAAAAUCUAUCUUUUGUUCACGGAUACGCGAACAAAAUGGUCUUAGAGAGAGAGAGGGAGAGAGGAAGAGAGAGAAAUAUAAAGCAACAGCAUAAGAAAAUGUACAUACAUGUAUCAACAAAGUUGUAAAGAACUAUGAAUUUAAGAUACAAAAUUUUGAUAGAACAUCAGAGUAGUGGGAAAACUUGUUAUAUAAAUAGUUAUACCUUAUUUGUAAGAUAAUCAGGAGAAGUUUCAUGCUAAACAUAUCUAGAAGACAUAUCUUUACAAUUCAUAAAAGUUUUGAUGUGUAAUAAAUAUUAAAGAAAGUUUAUAAUAAAAAGCACAAAGUUUAGUUUUUUUCAUAUAUCAAUUUCGUGUUCUGGAUAAUGGUAGAUGUAUUACAAAAAUAAGCAAAAGAUUUUUAAAUGAGAGUUUAAUUGCAUGUAUGUUAUACAUCUUUUCUUUUCUUUAGUUAAAGGAAUUAUGCAAUCUAAUGCAUCGCAUCGUACAGAAGUUGCAUAUACGCGGCAAGCUCUCGAAUAUUGCUUGCACACAGAUGUGAUAUAUACAUAUGUGUAUAUAUACAUAAAAAAAUUAAUGUAAUAAAAAACUAAAUAAAAAUCA
Cataglyphis hispanica is the source of this 2649-nucleotide messenger RNA. RefSeq names its product putative protein tag-278. NCBI's taxonomy places the organism in Eukaryota, Metazoa, Arthropoda, Insecta, Hymenoptera, Formicidae. The coding region runs from base 476 to 2041 and encodes 521 amino acids. The record is from RefSeq and is a predicted model, not a curated record. The transcript is spliced from 5 exons.